Messenger RNA from Melitaea cinxia (Glanville fritillary), 2174 nucleotides. It is a transcript of the gene rngo, whose product is annotated as protein DDI1 homolog 2. Gene Ontology annotation, biological process: proteolysis. The record is from RefSeq and is a predicted model, not a curated record. The transcript is spliced from 10 exons. NCBI's taxonomy places the organism in Eukaryota, Metazoa, Arthropoda, Insecta, Lepidoptera, Nymphalidae. Gene Ontology annotation, molecular function: protein binding; aspartic-type endopeptidase activity. The coding region runs from base 275 to 1681 and encodes 468 amino acids.
CAAUCAGUAAACUUCAAGACUCCAGAAUUGCUUAGUGUACAUGCCUAGCACUAGUAGCAAAGAACCUGCCACCUUCUGGAAGUUCGAGGCUGAAUUCAGAGAAGAAAUCAAUAAGUUUUAUUAGUGCUUGGUUUAUCGACAAAGAACCUUGGUUUCAUACACCGGUCGCAUUCUACUACAAUGUUUUGGACAGUCAUCCUUAAAAUAUAAAUAAUACAUACUCGCUACUCGAUAAACUGUACGCUCAAUCUCGGUGCAUCGUCAAUAUCUCACGAUGAAAGUUACGGUCAGCACUCUCAACGACGAAAUAUUCGUCCUCGACGUGUCGGAAGACUUGGAAUUAGAAAAUUUUAAGGCGUUUUGUGAAAUCGAAUCGGGAUUCCCUGCGUCGGAUAUCACAUUAAGUUUCAAUGGGAAGCCUAUGAUGCACGAUAAGAAGUCUUUGAAGGAGCUGGGAGUGCACGACGGCGAUGUCAUCGUCAUGAUGCACAUGUUGCCCACCAGGGCAUCCUCCAACUUGAAGAUGAACGACGCCAAUCAAGCUCUACCGAGUGGUUUGGCAAACCUCGACUUCAGUAGUAUACAGGUACCCCAAGGAGCUAGUACCUCCAUGGCUACAAGAAGUUCCCCUGUGGAAGAAGACCCCCGCAUCAUCAAAGAGAUGUUCUUAGCUAAUCCAGACCAACUUGCUCUGCUCAAGCAGAACAAUCCUAGAUUAGCUGAUGCUCUACUGAGUGGUAAUCUAGAUACAUUUGCCUCAGUGCUGCGGGAACAAAUUUCAGUUAGAACUGAAAGACAACAGCAAAGAAUAAGAAUGAUGAACUCGGACCCAUUCGAUACAGAAGCACAGCGUAUGAUAGCCGAGGAGAUCAGACAGAAGAAUAUUGAGGCCAACAUGGAGGCCGCCAUGGAAUACAAUCCAGAGACAUUCGGAACAGUUGUGAUGCUCUAUAUCAACUGUCAUGUUAACGGGUUUCCUGUUAAAGCAUUUAUCGACUCGGGUGCCCAGACUACAAUUAUGUCAGCGGCCUGUGCUGAGAGAUGCAAUAUCAUGAGACUGGUUGACACGAGAUGGGCGGGUAUAGCGAAAGGCGUGGGUGUACAGCGCAUCAUAGGCCGCAUCCACAUGGUUCAGAUGCGGAUCGAACAGGACUUCCUCACCACAUCGUUUUCCGUACUCGAGGAACAACCCAUGGACAUGUUGUUUGGACUUGACAUGCUCAAGAGGCAUCAGUGUAACAUAGAUUUGAAGAGGAACGUCCUCCAGAUUGGCACAACGGGUACGGAGACACCGUUCUUAUCCGAGUCGGAGCUGCCCGAGUGUGCCCGACUCUCCGGGGUCUCUGAAGAUGAGCUGGUGACUCAAUCAGUGAAGGAGGCUGAAGAAAAGCAGAUGAAGGAGGCCCUCGAGAAGUCCAAACAAGAUGCGAAAAAGCAGGCAUCCUGCCCAAGCAACACCGGACCGAGCUCUGGACAAACCACCGGACAAAGAAUUGUUACCCCCGGACUGAGCAACCCCAGUCUGACCGUUUUACCCACCGACCGCUUCACUGAGACGGAUGUCGAGGAAAUCGUGGCUCUGGGCUUCACCAGGGAACAGGCGAUAGUCGAGCUUCGACGAUUCAACGGCGACAAGACUCAGGCAACGGUGGCGUUGUUCGCGAAGUCCCUCAAGUUCUAAACUUAACCAUGGGAGCCCUGGCGCUUCGCCCCUCGGACCGAACAAACUAUACGUUACAUUCGCGAUCCCAAUACUACCGUUAAAAUGAUAUUUUUUGUUUUGAGGUAGGCGGGUAGUUUUCGUCAUAGUAAAAUAUAUUAUCAUGAUAAUUAAUUUAAAUUGUAUAAGUAUUUUUUUUUACUACACAUCUGUGCGCGGUUCUAUGUUUACAAUAAGUGGGUAUGUAACAAAAAAAAAAGAAAAAAUGGUGUUUAAGAUGUUACAAACCCAAAUGUGUUUUCAUCUUCAUUGAGUGUACUUACAUGCGACAACACUGCGCUCACACUAUCACAUAAUAUCAUAUAUGUUGUAAUUUAGAGCCAAACACAGCACUGCGCUACAUGAGUUGAACAACUUGUAUGUGAUUUAACAGUUUUCUGUACAAUCUGUUCCAAGUCUCAAACAGUAUGUAUAUAUUUUUAUGAUUGUUUAAUUAUAAGGACGCCAUCUCGAA